This is a messenger RNA of Danio rerio (zebrafish), 2321 nucleotides long. It is a transcript of the gene creg2, whose product is annotated as cellular repressor of E1A-stimulated genes 2. The record is from RefSeq and is marked validated. Gene Ontology annotation, cellular component: cytoplasm; endomembrane system; extracellular region. Lineage: Eukaryota; Metazoa; Chordata; Actinopteri; Cypriniformes; Danionidae.
UGCGAAAUAAACAUGCAGUCUGAACGGGCUCGGUGCUCAUGAAUGUCAACAGCACUAUGCUCCUCGUAACUGCGUUAACGGCACUUUUUUGUGUCUGCGAGAGCUACACCAUCAGGAGCUCGGUGUCAUGGGCUGUUACCGGGGACGCGGCGGAUGAGGAGCUGGACACUCACUCGGACGAGGCGCCCGCUGUGCUCGUCGACAACAUCGGCAUCUGGAAACAGUCCUACCCGUCCUCGGUGUACCGGGACGGGGCUGAGAAGAAGCCCGAGCAGAUAUCGAAAGGCGAGGAUGUGUCGUCCGCGUCCCGUGUGUUCUCAUAUCGGAUGGAGGAGGUGAAGGUGCCGUCCAGCAUCCAGACGCCACCGCACGAGGAGACAGCGAGAGUCGCGCGAUACAUGGCGCAUCAGGGGGACUGGGGGUUCCUGUCGACCCUCUCCACUCUUGAGCAGAUUAGAGGACUUCCAUUUGGCAACAUCUUCUCAGUCAGUGACGGUCCAGCAGACAACAGCACUGGUGUUCCUUAUUUCUAUGUCACGCCAAUGGACAACACUGUAACUGACCUCCGCAGCUUCCCUUUUGCUUCCCUAACCUUCUCUGAAGCAGAGGGAGAUUUCUGCAGGAAGCAGGUUUAUGACCCUGAAGACCCCAGGUGCGCUAGACUCACUUUGACUGGUAAGAUGGUGGAGGUGGAACCAGAGGAGCUUGAUUUUGCUAAAGAAGCCAUGUUCUCCAGGCAUCCGGUCAUGAAGAAGUGGCCUCCUGGACAUCAGUGGUUCUUCAUGAAGAUGGUUUUGCAGCAAGUUUGGCUUCAGGACUGGUUCGGUGGUGUGUCUGUCGUUCCACUUGAAGAGUAUUUCAAAGCAACACCUUUCUGAGGCCAAAACGGCAGCAUCCUAUCACCAAAAAGCAGAGCUGAACUGAUUAUUGACAGAAGGUGGUUACGCUCUUCAUGCUACUUCCAAACCAGCUCAUUCUGAAAACGUUGCCCUAUAUCUGUUUCUGGAGCUUGCAAAUUAUGUAGCCAGAAGUACGUUUGGCUACAUUUCGUCUUUACUGUAAAAAGAACGCUACGGGGCGUUAUGACAUCGUUCCUUUUCUCGCUUACCAGCUGACUGCUUACCCUUGUAUGGACGACUUUGUCACUGUUACCAACUUGUCCAUUAGCUCGCUGUGUACGUUGGCCGACUUGAGAUGCAGAGAGGAGUUAAUCACGAUGCGUGUAUGGUUUCUAGAAAGUUGAUAAGACAAAAACAGAAGCCAAAAAAAUGAAAUAAACAAGUAAAUAACUGGGUGAGAAUGUGGUAAAACCUGAAAACAUGGUAAAAAUCAGACGAGGGCUUUUCUUUUCUUUUUUUUUUUUUGAUUGCUUUUGAUAUCGGUUGGGUUUAGGAAACUGGGUGUACGCCGGUCAAUUGGUGCUUUUGAAAACACUAUUGGUUGGGUUUAGACAUGGAUAAGGGUGGGUCAGUCGAUUGUUCAGUCAGUCGACAUCGGCCUCUGGUGGGUUUACGUGAGAUCAGCAGGUGCGAAUGGCAUUACCAAAAGAAAUUUGGGAUCUCAAAAAGUACACAGCGCCCUCUGGUGGAUUCACAAAAAACUGCUAAUAAACGUAGCUCUUGGGACGUAUUUCACGAUCUCCAGAAAUUUAUAUAGCCGUACGUUUUCAGAAAAAGCCUGGGUUGUUCCAAACUGUUUUUUGUUGGUGGUGUUGUUGUUUUGCAGUAAAGCCAGUUCACUGCUUUUGGGUGUUUUUAACAAAUUUCCAAUAUUUGUUGAAUGUAUGAAUUGUUCAUUCAUGAAGAAAGUCUAGAAUUAUUGAUUAAUUAAAUAAUCCCUCACAUACUUAAGGUUACAUUGAAAGAAAAGUUAUUAAUUUGUUAUACAUAAACAUUCAAACCACUCAUAUUAAAUAUGUCCACCAUUUAUGCCUUCACAAAAGUGUGUACUUUAUGUACUGAAUGCUUUACUACACACACAAAACUAUAUACCAAAUAGAAGUAGAGAUUUUAGCCUGAUUUCUCUGAAGCUUACUUUACAGUAUAUAUCAUUGAAGGUCUGAUAUUUCAUUAAUGGCAGAAGUGUGAAAUACAAGUCAUGUGUGUGUGCAAAUUUGAUAUUCAUUGCGUCUGUUGUGUUCAGUUUAUGGUCAGAAUUGACUUCUCAAGGACGGUGUGUUUAUACAGUAUGUCAAACUACUUAAUACAACUACAAUGUAAUCGUCAGCUUAAUGAAAUAUCUCAAAUAGCUGUUUGUGCCUUGCAUUCCCUCCCCACAUGAGCUGCUCAAAUAAAAUUCUAAAUAAAUAAUAGGAAAUGUUA